AUGGUCAAAGAUACAAAAUUAUAUGACAUUUUGGGUAUAUUACCACAAUCAACUCAAGUGGAAAUUAAAAAAGCUUAUAGAUUAAAUGCUUUAAAAUUUCAUCCUGAUAAAAAUAAUCAUUCACAAGAAUCAACUGAAAAAUUUCAAGAAAUAACAAAAGCUUAUGAAAUUUUAUCUGAUGAUUCUAAAAGAUCAACUUAUGAUCAAUUUGGUGAUUUAGAUGAAUUAGAUGAUGAAUUAAAUAAUCCAAAUAAUCCAAAUCAUUUUAAUAAUCAAAAUCAAAAUCAUAAUUCAAAUCAACAAAAUCCAUUUUCAAUGAGAGCUGAUGAUUUAUUUAAUCAAUUUUUUGGUGAUUCAUUCUUUAGUUCUUCAUCAUUUGGUUCAAGUUUUACAAAUCAACAACAUCCUCAACAUCAACAAGCUACAUCAUCAUCAACAUUUAAUACCAAUGGAUUCCAACCAACACAACAACAAUCAUCACAACAGCAAUCAUCACAACAACAACAACAGCAGCAACAAACUAGACCCAAUAGACGUGGUAUUGAUAUAAAACAUAAAUUAUCUGUAUCAUUAGAAGAUUUAUAUUAUGGGAAAUCAACAAAAUUAGCCCUUUCAAGAACAAUUUUAUGUAAAGCAUGUGAUUCAAAAGGUGGUACCAAAAUAAAUAUUUGUAAUCAAUGUAAAGGUUCAGGUAUUAUAGUAAUGUCAAAACAAAUGGGUCCAUUAAUUCAAAGAUUUGAAUCAACUUGUCAAUCUUGUGGUGGUUCAGGAAAUUUCAUAUUAGAAUUAUGUUCUAUAUGUCAAGGUGAUAAAACAAUUGAAGAACGUAAAAUUUUAAAAUUAAAUAUUCCACCAGGGACAAUGAAUGGUGAAUCUAUUGUUUUCAAAAAUGAAGCUGAUCAAGGGAUUGAUAUAAUACCUGGUGAUGUUGUUGUUUCAAUUGAAGAAAAAAAUCAUCAAUUUUUUAGAAGACAUAAUGAAGAUUUAUUCACAAGAGUUAAAAUUGAUUUAUUAACCGCCCUUGGAGGUGGUUCUUUUGGUAUUCAUCAUAUAAAUAAUGAUUGGUUAAAAGUUGAAAUUGUACCUGGAGAAAUUAUAAAACCAAAUUGUUUAAAACAAAUUCCUGGUUAUGGUAUGCCUAAAAAAACCAAUCCAACGGAAUUUGGUGCCUUGGUUAUUCAAUUUGAUGUUGAAUUCCCUACCCAGAAUCAAAUUGAUCAAACAACUUUACCAUUUUUAGAAAAAUCAUUACCACCAAGACCUGCAUUAACAAUUCCACCAAAUGUUGAAGUUAUUGAAAAAAUUUUAAUGGAUUAUGAUCCAUCAACAAAAAAUUAUUAUAAUUAUAAUCAAAAUACCAAUAACAAGUUUAAUAAUAGUAAAAAAAGAAGAGUUGGUGAAGAUUCUUCAUCAAGUGAUGAUGAAAAAGAUCUUGAAAAUGGUGGAUUUUUCAUGAAUGGUGGUGGUAAUAAUAAUGGAAUUGGUUCAAAUAAUGAAAAUAAUGAACCUAAAAAUGAUGGUAAUAAUAAUGGUGGUAAUAACAAUGGUGGCAUAAAUUUAAAAAAUGAAAAAUUAAAUGGAUUUAGUGGUGAUGGAAAUGGUAAUAUGAAUGGGUUUGCAAAAGAUGAUGUUCAAUGUUCUCAACAAUGA
This is a messenger RNA of Hansenula ciferrii, 1650 nucleotides long. RefSeq names its product Chaperone protein. NCBI's taxonomy places the organism in Eukaryota, Fungi, Ascomycota, Saccharomycetes, Phaffomycetales, Wickerhamomycetaceae. The transcript has a single exon. Gene Ontology annotation, molecular function: Hsp70 protein binding. The record is from RefSeq and is a predicted model, not a curated record. Gene Ontology annotation, biological process: protein refolding. Bases 1 to 1650 code for a protein of 549 amino acids. Gene Ontology annotation, cellular component: cytoplasm; nucleus; cytosol.